AUGGCCUCUUUUCGGGGUUUCUCACGGCCUCCCGUAGCCGCUCCCCACCUUCACGUCCCGUCGCUCGUCUGCGUUCUGUUUAGCUUUUCCUUCUUCUCGCUAUGUCUUCCAUUUCUGUUCUGCAUCCAGUGCGGCGUCGCGCACGCGUCUGCAUCCGCGUCUGAGAUCAGCGCGCGCGGAGGUCACUACCGGGUGGCGCCGGUAACUGUCAACGGCUACUCCUCUCGCGUUUCGGGACUGGACGACUACGCGCUACAUGCAGCCUUGGAAGACGAGGCAUCUUUCAUCGAAAAGUACGAAGUCUACCAGCCGCUUUCCGAUAAUUCUUGGGUCUGCCGCUUCUCGCUGACUGACGGGCCGUGCGCGAGCCGCUCGUGGUCUAACAUCCCGCAGUGGCGCUUCUGUCCGAGUGAGUACUGCUGCAGCAAGACGGCCUGCUACCGCGGAUCUUGCUCCAACUGGUGCGACCGAUGGGGAAGCAUCGCGUGUGUCGUUCCAGACCACGUGUACAGCGCGGACAAGUGCACUUGCAGCACCCAUGGGCAUCGCUGCUCCAACAACGCGACGUGCAGACUCCUGCCGGGUCCGAAUGGAGGAACUUUCUGCUACUGCAACCGCGGCUACAUCGGCGACGGACAAACCUGCGAGUCAGACCCAUGCUACUCCCAGCCUUGCAGUCCAGGAGCCUGCUCGAGAUCCGGCAAGACGUACACCUGCGCGUGCCCCGUAGGCUACACGCAGGACACGUCCUCCGGACAGGCCAAGUGCGUCGAAAAACGUGACUACUGUCGCUCGGCGCCUUGCGGCCCAGACGCCACUGUGUAUGACUGCGUGAGCUUUGACAGCGGGACUUACGAGUGCAUCUGCAAGGAAGGCUACGCCUUCAACGGGGUAAAGUGUGAAAAGCAGGACUGGUGCAAGAACAACGCCUGCGGAGACCCGACGGCCGUGUAUGACUGCGUCUCGAACGAACUCGACUACACUUGCCACUGCCAGAAGGGAUACGUGGUAGCCCGCAACGACAACGGGCAGGCAAAGUGCGUCAGAGCCGCCUGCGCCGCGGAUCCGUGUGGCCCGUCGAAUCUGGUGAAGUCCUGCAUCGACCGCGAGGACGGCACCUACGCGUGCAUCUGCUCCGACAUCGCCGAGCUAGUCACAGACGAAGAGACUAAGCAGGUGUCAUGCCAGCGCGCCGACCCCUGCAAAACGAAUCCGUGCGGGUCUGAGUCGGCUGUUCAACAGUGCUUCGUCGACGGCUCCACUUACGGCUGUCUCUGCACCUCGGGCCACACAGCCAUCACAGAUGAAUCCGGCCGGCGCAAGUGCGUCCAGGGGAACCCCUGCGAACUCGGCGUCUGCGGCCCCGACAAAGCAGUGGAAAACUGCUCAACCGACGGGCAGGCGUACACGUGCGAAUGCACGCCGGAAGCUAUCCUGUCCACGAGCUCCAAAGGCCAGCAGUCGUGCGUGAUGCGAGACGAGUGCGAAGCCAACUGCGGAGCCGCUGAAGGCGUGAUGCGCUGCCAGAAGAUCUCCGACGACAAGUGGGACUGCCAGUGCAAAUCCGGGUAUCUUCUCAAGUAUUCGAAGGGAAAAAGACUGUGCAACAAGGCGAACGCCUGUUCGGUCAACCCCUGCGGAACUUCCGACGCGGUCUCAGACUGCCAGCCACACCCCGAGGGAUCCGGAUACAACUGCAUCUGCAACCAGGGCUUCGAGUUGCGCACCCGAGCGGACAACACGCAACUCUGCGCCAGACCCAACAGUUGCAUAGGAGAUCCCUGUGGAAAGCCGGAAGGCGUCUCCCUGUGUCUCCCGACGAAGGACAGCUACCAGUGUACCUGCAACUCGGGCUACUCGCUGGAAAACUACAACGGCAGACAACGGUGCGCGUUCGUGGGCGAUUCGAGCUCGAGCUCGGAGAAGUCCGAGUACGACAGCACUGAGGACGAGGAAAGCUCGGGAUGGUCCGCGGCUCAGUACGCGGGAUGCGUCAUUGGCGGCCUCGUUGUCCUCGUGGGUGUCGGCUACGGCGUCAGAUACAUCAGGUCCAGCGACGACGAGGACGAGGAGGAACCCCCUGGGAUGCCUGGCAUGCCUGGAGCACCCGGCAUGCCUGGAAUGCCUGGAGCGCCUGGAAUGCCUGGAGCGCCUGGAAUGCCUGGAGCACCCGGAGUGGCGGGCAUGGGCAUGGCCCCCGGCAUGAUGGGGUCGCAGAUGUAUGGCUCGCCCAUGAUGGCUCCCAUGGCGGGCGGCAUGUCGCCCGGCAUGAGCCAGCGGGCGUCCUUCGCUGCCAUGGGCCCGCAGCCGUCGUUCGGCCGCUGA
Molecule: messenger RNA, 2325 nt
Organism: Besnoitia besnoiti
Lineage: Eukaryota; Apicomplexa; Conoidasida; Eucoccidiorida; Sarcocystidae
Product: microneme-like protein
Exons: 1
Coding region: 1-2325 (774 amino acids)
Molecular function (GO): calcium ion binding
Source: RefSeq, a predicted model, not a curated record